AUGAACUUGGAAUACGAUUCAGAGGAAUCUUUUGCCACAUUUAAUAGCCCGAACCUACCCUCUACUUUAGCUUAUAGCACGAACUUCCUCGGUGAGCUAGUUGAUUAUAAAGUCUUCCCUCGAAAGAUUGGUCACAAGAUGCCGGACACUAAAGACGUGGUAGUCUGGUCUUUGGAAGGGCUAGGUUACACAAACGACGCGCCGAUUGUUUACGCCGAUGGCCGAAUCAACGACCAGACGCACCCGCCGGACUACUACGCAUACAGCCCGCUCGCAUACAGUCCGCUCGAAGACAGUUGGGUGGAAGGCUUGCGGGAAAUUGAAGAUUUUGAUUGGUCGAAUGAUAAAGAGGGCGAGCAGAAACCUGGUAUAUUGGAUAGCAAAAUCCAUGAUGAGGAAGAAUUUGACAGUAUUGCUGGCACGUUGUGCCCAAUUGGUCAAGACAAAGACCGUGAUCUUUCCAAUGGCCAAGUUGCGCAUCUACUUGAACGAACACACUUACCGCACGAUCGACCGGGAGAUGGAACUUUCAAGUUAAGGGACCUACCAUCAGCGAACGAUACAGCGCCUGUCGCCGAAGUCACUGACACUGUUGUGUCGCUUCCACCUACCGAGCAUGUUGGAUUAGAUUCGCAUAUCGACGAUGGCAAACAUGCUGCGGCCCAAGAUUACAUGGACAUUGAUGGCGUAUCGAUCGCCGCUGCCGCUAGAUGUGGUGAUAUCAGUUCUACGAUUGAAGGCGGGAUUACUGCACAACAAGGGAAAGUCAUGAUGCCUGAGCCGGCGGCCUGCCAAGAAAAGCAUUUCGCAGGUGGCAUUGCGACCGAGAUGAAACCUUGUGCCAGCCCAAACCAUAACAACGGAGUCAAGGCCUCAACCGUUCUUUACUCGCCAGCUUCUUCAUACCACGGUAUCCACACUGCGCACGGAUCAGACUUGGUGAACCCCGCGCAAAUUGCCAAGGCUCCUGACGUACCAAAGAGAGACACACCGAUCAUUCAUGCGCCGGAGAUUGGGUCUGAACAUACAAUGGUCAGUCAAGCCACUUCCUCGGCGCUGAGUGAGGGCUAUUCGAUUGGUUCACCAGAAUCUCCUGAGGCACUAUCGCGGAGGGAAGAGAACGUUGAUGGACCCAGGCAAACGCAGUUACGAGAUGCAGCUGACGACAUAUCUCCCGUUGGGCUUGCCGAGCUUUUGCCAUCGGAAUACCAUAAUCACAACGUUCACUCCGUCAAGCCAUACCUGGAGACCGUCAGCGAUGAGGUAUCUAUGCGACACAGUUUACAGCUGAAGGCCCCAUUACGAGCCCAGCAAUCCAAGGAAAGAGCGUCUCUGCCGCCACUACCUUUCGCGUCUCAGUAUGAUGCAUUAGGUGAUGGAAGGUUCGAGAUCAUAACUGCUGAAGCAUCUACAAGCAAAGAGAACACAUCUGUGACACAGCUAGCUCAGAGGCCGUCGAAGCUUCCAUCUCCAUCCAAAGUCGAACCACUUGACGCCAGAGCCGAAGACCAGGUGUUUACACCCGACUUGGAACGAAGCGAAACCGCUGGACGGAUACCCAAGAAUGAUCUUGUAGAAGGCAGUUCGUCUAUAGAAGAUCAAGACAGGGCCAAGGGUAUAGAUCCUUCACCGCCAUUCACAUUGCUUUCAGGCUCUCCAACACCAACUCCAGCACCCGAAGGUCGGACCGUUCACCUUCGCAAACGCUCUAAAUCGUCAAGCAAUACCAAGAACGCAUCAGAGACAGACUCAGAUGCCCCACCGAAGAAGAAGGCGAGGAGAGGUACGCCUGCGGAGCCACGUCCUGACGCCGUCAAGGAGAGGAGUAAGGCGCUCAAAGAGCUGGAAUUUAAAACUGCGCCAUCGUUCGCGAAGACCAGACGUGGCGCAGUCAAUUCGGAGAAGGAAAUCACUCUUAUGGACGAGGCGGAUGAAGAAUCGCAGAGCAUGAUUUUGAAUAGUGAUACGGAGAUGCGAUGCUCUGAUCACGAAGGCAACGAUGCCGAUAUGAAAGGGCACUGUAGCGACGUUGAGGUUCCAGUGACACCCAGCAAGUUCGUUCCUCCAGUUGAACAAGCCCCCAGCCCAUCAAUAUCCAGACAAAAAGUCUCCGACCGUGAGCUUCAAGGUCUCAGCUCAACUCAAUACCGUGACCGAUCUUCGAAGGCGAAGCGAGACAUAAUACCUAUCUCACGUCAGCUGUUCAAGCUGGACACGCUGGGUAAGCUCGGGCUACGUACGAACGCUUUUGAACAAUCACCAGCCAUACACGGCAACGACGACAACUCAUUCGCUCCUGUUGAAGGUAGCGGUGUUACUGGUAGUACCCCGAAGAUGGUCAAACCCCCCAUGGCAGAGCCGAAACCUACUUCAGAGCUGAUGGAGACGCAAGAGAACUCCAAAGCAUUAGCAAUGGCUAUCAUGGAGGGUUCCGAUGCUCUUCCUGCAAAGAGACGAAAGAAUGAACCUAUGGAAGCGGAAGAGGAAGAAGAAGAGUCAUCUCCAGCAUCCAAGAUAGACACAGCAAAUCCUGCUUCAUUACCAGAACUUACCACGCCUCCAAGAGGACUCUUCACGAACGCUCGCAGAGUAACGAGCACACAGAACGUUGACCAGAACGGGGACGUCACGCCGGCGGCCGAAGAUGAUCCUGUUAUGAGCCAUAGUGGUUCACGCGAUGAUGACUCAUCGUCUGGAAUUAGCGAGCCUGGAGACGUUGAAGACCUCUCAGAAGAGCAAAAUAUCCACUUCAAAGACGCACGAGAGACCAUUGAGACACCUUACAAAGAUGAUCAAGCUCAUGAAGACUACUCUGACACUUCCGUCCCAGUUAGUAAGAAGCCCCAGCUUGAGAGAAAGGCCUCAAUGCUGGGGAACCAAUCGCUCAGUCGAACGAACUCCCGCAGGGAUACACCAGCAUCUAGUGUUGCCUCCCCUAAAGCCGCCCUAGCCAGGAACAAAUACGGUUUCAAGCCAUGUCCAAAAGGCCCACGAGCACCACGAACACGGGCGGGGUGUAAGGCAGCUGUCAGUUCUGCAGCGCCCACUCCUCUAGUGCCAAAACCAGUACCCGCCCCGAAGGUCAGGGUACUCCCGAAGCGUAAAGCGAAGACCAUUUGUAAUAACACAAAGGCGGAUAUGAAUGAAGAUGACGAAGCGUUACCCUUCGUAUCCGAUAUCACAGCUAAAGGCAAGGCCAAAAGGUCUACCUCCGUAGCUACGGCUACUUCCGGACCAUCAAACCAGCCUUCUGUACGUAAAACGCGUCAUGCGUCCGCGAUGGAAAAUCAGAGCAAAACCGCGCGAAGAGAAGAGAGCAAAGUGGUGGAAGAUAAAACUAGGACUGCAGGCAAGGCAAGGCAAGGCAGAAAGGUUUGA
Molecule: messenger RNA, 3378 nt
Organism: Alternaria burnsii
Lineage: Eukaryota; Fungi; Ascomycota; Dothideomycetes; Pleosporales; Pleosporaceae
Exons: 1
Coding region: 1-3378 (1125 amino acids)
Source: RefSeq, a predicted model, not a curated record